Molecule: messenger RNA, 3103 nt
Organism: Dalotia coriaria
Lineage: Eukaryota; Metazoa; Arthropoda; Insecta; Coleoptera; Staphylinidae
Exons: 2
Coding region: 7-2403 (798 amino acids)
Biological process (GO): DNA integration
Molecular function (GO): nucleic acid binding
Source: RefSeq, a predicted model, not a curated record
AAGCCGAUGCAUGAAAACAACACCGUCCACGCGCUUGGCCUGGCCUGGCAGCCAAGGGCUGACACCUUCCAUUUCACCAUCGAUAUGGCCGUGAACGUUCCUGUCACCAAGAGGAAAAUACUAUCUGCCGUCGCCCAAGUCUUCGAUCCAUUAGGGUUCCUCACCCCCGUGGUCAUGGUUGCAAAAAUAUUCAUUCAAGAAUUGUGGACACUCAAAUUGGGCUGGGACGACGAGCUUUCCCACGACACCUCUCAGAUAUGGAUCCAGUACCUGAACCAGCUUCGAGAAUUGCAGCAACUUUCCAUUCCGCGGUGGCUUCAACUCCCCGCCACCUCAACUUUCGAGAUCCAUGGAUUCUGCGACGCAUCCCAGAAGGCUAUGGCAGCUGUAAUCUAUGUGCGAGCGACUGUGACUGGAGCCCCUACCAUCACAUUGAUGUGCUCGAAGACCAAGGUUGCACCUCUUAAGCGGCUCACCAUCCCACGCCUCGAGCUCUGCGCAACCGUGCUCCUCGCUCGUCUGCUAAAGCACGUCAUUGCCUCGAUGAAUUGGGGCGCGCACCCUACCUACUGCUGGACUGACUCCGCCAUCACAUACACCUGGGUUAACAAUCAUCCCUCACGUUGGAAGGAGUUCGUCCACAAUCGAGUGACCUUCAUUCAAGAGGUUUCAUCGGCAAUUCAAUGGCGCUUCGUUCCUGGAAGACUAAAUCCAGCGGAUUGUGCCACCCGCGGCCUAACGGUGGCAGAACUUAUCAGCCACCCGCUGUGGUGGAACGGACCCUCAUACCUGCUGCAGGCCCCGGAUUGCUGGCCGAGUGACGUGCAAGCCGACUUCACGCAUGAGAUGUUAGAAGAGCGACCCACAAAAGUCCACGUAGUCACGACGAUACCGGAGCCGCUGCUUAAUCAUCUCUUCAACAGAGCUUCAUCACUCACACGACUCAUCCGAUCCACGGUGGUAUUUGAUCGAGCCGUUGCAAGAUUCAAGAAACAGCCGUCAGCCUCACUGAUGAUCAACCCCAUCUCACCUGGCGAUCUGGAGGAAGCUCGACUCUAUUGGACAAGGCAUGUUCAAGGACAAGUAUUCUGGCUGGAAAUUCAGACCCUGAAAAAAGGCGAACAACUCGGCAGGACCAAUCCACUGGCCAGAUUAACGCCCUGGGUCGACCCUGCUGGCGUUCUUCGCGUUGGGGGACGUCUUCAAAACUCCAAUCUUAAUGCUGAAGCCCGACAUCCGAUUAUUCUACCACGACGCCAUCACUUCACCGAUCUGAUCAUUCUGGACGCACACCGCAGCACCCUACACGGCGGCACCCAGCUCACCCUGGCUUACAUCCGCAAUCACUAUUGGGUACUUGGCGGUCGAGCACCAGUCCGGUCCCAUAUUCGCCGCUGCGUACGUUGUGCCCGCUUCCGACAAGAGCGUGCCCAGCAACUCAUGGCACCGCUUCCAACUCCCAGAGUCACGCAGUCACGAGCAUUCGACCACACCGGUGUUGACUACGCCGGACCAUUCAACAUCAAAACCUGGAGGGGAAGAAACACCAAGACCUACAAAGGCUAUUUUGCAUUGUUCGUCUGCCUUUCUACAUCAGCUGUACACCUGGAGCUGGUCAGCGACUAUACAUCCGACGCCUUCAUCGCUGCCUACAAGCGGUUCACCGCACGUCGAGGAAUCUGCGCGACCCUCUACAGCGACUGCGGCACUAAUUUCAAAGGUGCAGAUAAGGAGAUCCGACGACUGUUCACCGCCGCCACCAAGGAAUCAAUGGAGAUUGGCAACCUCCUUGGAUCCCUUGGUACCCAGUCGAAACUUAACCCACCCUCUGCACCCCACUUUGGCGGAAAAUGGGAAUCCGGGGUUAAAUCUGUCAAGCAUCACCUCCGACGCAGCGUUGGCGAACGAACUCUAACCUUCGAAGAGAUGACCACCUUCCUGACCCAAGUCGAAGCGACGCUGAACUCUCGUCCACUCUGUCCGCUGACUGAGGAUCCUGCAGACCUCGAGGCACUCACGCCAGGACAUUUUCUUAUAGGCAAGGCCCCCAACGUGUUGCCAGAACCCUCGCUGGCCCAUCUACAACCGGACAGACUGUCUCGUUGGCAACUUGUUCGCCAAGCUCUCGACGGCUUCUGGAAGCAUUGGUCAACAGCAUGUCUCCAACGCUACCUGUCCAUCUCCAAGUGGAACCAACGUUCGCCCAAUUUCAAGUCGGGCGACAUGGUGCUCGUGAUAGACGAACGUUAUCCGCCAGCGAAAUGGCCACUGGGUCGUGUCACGCAAGUCCACCCCGGGAAAGAUGGCCUCAUCCGGACCGUGACCGUUCGCACCCAAGCCUCCACAUUGGACAGACCCAUUGUCAAGCUAUGCCGAUUGCCCAUCAACCAAGAUGUCUUGUAAUAAUUCGUUACCAGGGUAACGAAUUGGCGGGCGGGAAAAUGUUAAAACUUUAACACCAAACUAAUAAAGAUCUCUCUUAGCACUCACACUGCUAUCUAGCGAAUCACCACCACUGCUACAUUCAAACCUAAUGUGGUCACCCACCGCCAUCUCUCAACACCAGCAGCCACUAAAUGUCUCACAAGGAAGCCGUUGGGAGGGGAGCCACCCCACCACCCGAGGAAGAAUCGAGGCCUCAGCUAACAUGUCACUGACUCGUCCAUUCCGUUCGAAGCCAGCUUCCAGCGAAUACCGCAGCGAGCCUACUACCACUCGACGCACCACGCUACACCACGUUACGCCACGUCACACCACACCACGCCACACCACGCUACACCACGCUACACCACGUCACGCCACGUCACACCACACCACGCUACACCACGUUACACCACGUUACACUACACUGCACUACACUACACCACACCACACCAUACACAAGGUACAUCUCGCAUCCACACACCAACUAGGUUAUAGGCGGUCGACCCCCCCGAGCGACCGUGCCUUCGAGUGCACCACCUGCUGGGAUCUAACCACAUCGACACCCGCACCGUCAACUACAUCUCUCAUUGUCUCAGCAUCGGAAACCAGAAUAACACGCCUUACGCUAAAGCUUGAUCUGUAUUAUCAGAAUCGCAGUUGAAUUUACCAAUACAAGUUU